Odobenus rosmarus divergens (Pacific walrus) is the source of this 3325-nucleotide messenger RNA. RefSeq names its product family with sequence similarity 102, member A (gene EEIG1). The transcript has 11 exons. Bases 1 to 1140 code for a protein of 379 amino acids. Lineage: Eukaryota; Metazoa; Chordata; Mammalia; Carnivora; Odobenidae. The record is from RefSeq and is a predicted model, not a curated record.
AUGGCUUUCUUGAUGAAGAAGAAGAAAUUCAAAUUCCAAACCACUUUCACCCUGGAGGAGCUGACUGCUGUCCCCUUCGUGAACGGAGUCCUCUUCUGCAAGGUCCGUCUGCUGGAUGGCGGGGAUUUUGUCAGCCUGUCGUCAAGGGAGGAGGUGCAGGAGAACUGCGUGCGGUGGCGGAAGAGGUUCACCUUCGUGUGUAAGAUGAGCGCCAACCCGGCCACCGGCCUGCUGGACCCCUGCAUCUUCCGCGUGUCGGUGCGCAAGGAGCUGAAAGGCGGGAAGGCUUAUUCCAAGCUGGGCUUCGCCGACUUGAACCUGGCUGAAUUCGCAGGCUCAGGCUCCACAGUGCGUUGCUGCCUGCUGGAGGGAUAUGACACGAAGAACACUCGUCAGGACAACUCCAUCCUCAAGGUCACCAUCGGAAUGCUCCUGCUCUCUGGAGACCCCUGCUUUAAGACGCCACCAUCCACCGCCAAGUCCAUCUCCAUUCCGGGUCAGGACUCCUCCCUGCAGCUGACGCGCAAGGGCGGUGGGACCAGCGGCAGCGGCAGCGGCAGUGGCUCCCGGCCCCCCAAGGCGAGGCCCACCAUCCUCAGCUCAGGGGUGCCGGAGGAGCCCGAACAGAACCUGUCCAGCCCCGAGGAGGUGUUCCACUCCGGCCACUCCCGCAACUCCAGCUAUGCUAGCCAGCAGUCCAAGAUCUCUGGCUACAGCACGGAACACUCCCGCUCCUCCAGCCUCUCAGACUUGACGCACCGCCGCAACACGUCCACCAGCAGCAGCACCUCCGGCGGCCUCAGCCUGACUGUGGAGGGCCCCGAGGGCAGUGAGCGGGAACACCGGCCCCCUGAGAAGCCUCCGCGGCCGCCACGGCCCCAUCUGUCUGACCGUUCGUUCCGGCGGAAGAAGGACUCCGUGGAGAGCCACCCGACCUGGGUGGAUGACACUCGGAUCGACGCGGACGACAUCGUGGAGAAGAUCAUGCAAAGCCAGGACUUUACGGACGGCAGCAACACUGAGGACAGCAAUCUCCGGCUGUUCGUGAGCCGUGACGGCUCCACCACGCUGAGCGGCAUCCAGCUGGCAAACAGGGUCUCCUCUGGGGUCUAUGAGCCUGUUGUGAUCGAAAGCCAUUGAGGAGCGGGUGUCCAGGCUGGAGAAGGGCCCCGCCUCCGCGGGCAUCCAAGCCCACAUCAUUCCACGAGGGACCUUCCCCUUCGGCUCGCCAUCCAAGCUGCAUCUCAUCUGUGCCUCCUCCGUGUACUCCAGCCCCACCUCCUACCCCAAAACAUCAUUCCAUUGUCCUCCCAUCCGUCCCGGGACUCUCCUGGCCCACCAGGCCCCAGGCACCACUGUGAAUAUUCUCCUCUGAACCACUAGGGGGCAGGACGUGCAGGUCCAUGAAGCAGGUGGACAAGACAAAGAUGGCCAGGCCUGCCUGGGCUGGAGACCAAUCUGGCCCCUCGGCGAGGACAGGCGGCAGCACCUACAUGCAGGGAUGCUUGUGGCCGAGGGGCCACUUGCCCUGUGUCCCUGCUCACUCCGGCAGCAUUGGCUCAGCCUGCCCUGGCAGGGCCUUGCUCUACUGCCCCCUCGCCCUUGGGAGAGCCAGUCUGCCCCCAGAAUCCUGCCACCACGGCCCUCUGACUGCUUAGUGCUUCAGCUGUUCCUUCCCUGUGUCCCGGGGGACCCGCUGGCGGCCUUCUCCUGGGAACCAAGACCUCAGACCCAUCCACACUCCAGAUUGAGACCCCCUUCCCCAAUGAAUGUUCUCCUGCUGCCCCGGCAGCCUGCACUUUGCACAUGCUUGCCUCCAGCACAGCCCCACUGGCCCUUGUCUGCCUUUCCCUUGAGCCCUUCGCAAGGGUUUCUGAGCACUGCCUGCUGUGCGGUCAGCGCCUUGCCCCUAGCAGCCCGGCUGGAACGUGGCACUGCCUCUCCCCCAGUUAGCUCCAGCUCAGGCCUGACGCCCAUGCUGAAAAAGGUCUGAGCAUUGAUGGUGGCUCUCCUCUGCUCGGGGCUGGAUCCUGAGCAGCUGGUUUCCUGUAGGAAGCCACGGAAGGUGCCUCCCAAACCCUUGGAGGUUGGCAGUCGGGCUGGGCUGGGCUUGGCAAGCAAAGGCCCCUCUCUGUCCCUGGAGGGUCGCCUAGCCCAGUCUGGGGCUGAUGCUGGAGAGGCAGGUGGGCUGAGACUGGACUGGCCUGGAGCUGGCUUCCUGGCCAGAAAAGCCUCAGCCCUCCUCUGGAAGCAUCCCUCUCUCUGGGCGAAGGAGAGGCGGGGAGCAGUCUGGCCCUGCCCCUGCCCCUCACUAAAGCCUCUGCUGUCUGCCACGCCCCCUCCCCUGUCUUCCUUACUUGCUUGAAGGUGGGUUCUGGCUGCCCACCAGUCCCUGGACAGACUUCCUGCCACUCUGAAGUUUCACUCGUUUUGUGUGAACCCAGCAGGCUGGUGUUUACUUAGUCCUGUACCUUUUUUCUUUUUUUUUUAAAUUUCCCUUUCUUUUCUUUUCUUCCUUUUUUUUUUUUAAUUUCACAGUUUGGGUAUUUUCUCCUCCCCCAGGUGAGGGGAGGUGGUUCUGUUCUCUGCUCUACCUGCUGGCUGGGUCCCAGCAGGGCUGGGGAUCUGGAUACUGGUUCUCUCCCUGGUAGAGGUGCGGGUGCCAGUGAGGUGUCCUCCCCAGGCUGGGAGGGCUCCUUGCUGUUAUGCUCCAGCUGGCAAGAGUUGGAGCCUUUGUCUUGGAACCUCCUGGCCUUGGGAGCAGAGCAUUUCUAGGAUUCUUUGUUGUUGUUUUUAAUCCCCUAACUCUUAGAAAAUGAAUGUGAGGAGCUGCCUGCUGAGACAGGACAGAGCAUUUGCUCGGCUGGAGAAGGCUCUGGUUAGCCCUGCAGGUCUCUUCCUGCUCUGCAGACACCUGGCACUUUAAAAGGGAGCUGGCUGUGCUGUCUCCAGAUGAAGGGAACCCAGAAGAUGGGAGAGCACUCUCCUUCCCUUCUGUGUCUGCAUGACCUCAGCCCAGUGGGGAAGUGCAUUCAGGGUGUAUUUGGGAUCUGGCUCAAAGUUCUGGGCUUCAGGUAUAAAACAACUAGCUCUGGUGCUGUUGGAGAGUCCCCCAAACCAGGAACCCUAGCCCCACCCAAGGCAAGGUCUGGGCUUGAUGGUCGCCCCAGAAGGACACAGAGCCUGCCACAGCCUCCCCUGCCAGGCCCUAGGCCAGGGUAAUUAGACUGAGAAUUUGGCCAUAUCCAAAUUAACACUAGCUGGAGCCAGAGGCCUGAAGCCCCAGCCUCAUCCCCACGUGGGAGCCCAUUCUUCAACCUCUGGG